CUGUUAUUGCAAAGGAAUGUCAAUGGCGGAUCUGACACUGUCAUUACCGAACAAGAAGAGUAAACUCAAACUGAAACAGAAAGUCCGAAACUUUUAAGAUGACAGUGACAGAUUUCAAAGUGGUGCUAGAGACAUUGACAUUCCCUGCUGGUUCAGCUCCCUUCAAGAGUUGUCAUGCAUCUACCAUCGUUGAGGUUGAAGAAGAUCACUUUUUGGCUGCUUAUUUCGGAGGUACGUAUGAAGGAGCAUCUGAUGUCAAAAUCUGGUUGCAGCAUUUCAAGGAUGGUCAGUGGGAAUCACCGGUUAUUGUAGAUGAAGAGCCAGGCGUUCCAAUGUGGAACCCUGUCUUGUUCAAGCUUCCUUCGCAAGAGCUCUUAUUGUUCUACAAAAUCGGCCAGGAGGUUCAAAAAUGGAGCGGUUGCAUGAAACGAUCAUAUGACAAAGGUAGAACCUGGACCAACAGAGAACAGCUUCCUCCAGGGAUUCUCGGACCCAUUAAAAACAAGCCUAUUCUGCUUGAAGACGGGACUCUCCUAUGUGGAUCAUCCGUUGAAAGCUGGAACUCAUGGGGAGCGUGGAUGGAGGUCACUUCAGAUGCAGGUAGAUCAUGGAGAAAGCAUGGCCCUAUAUACAUUCAAGGAAAGAGUCUUAGCGUGAUCCAACCGGUUCCAUACCAAACCGCAACUGGGACAUUACGUGUUCUGCUCAGAUCAUUUACCGGCAUUGACAGAGUCUGUAUCUCAGAGUCUUCUGAUGGUGGUGAGAAUUGGAGUUUCGCAACAACGACUGUUCUCCCAAACCCUAAUUCAGGUAUUGAUGGAGUCAAGCUAAAGGAUGGUAGGCUAGUGCUUGCUUACAACACCGUAUCAAGAGGUGUGCUCAAAGUAGGUGUUUCUUUAGACGAUGGUGAUUCUUGGACCGAUGUUUUAACGUUGGAGGAUACUCCGGGAAUGGAGUUUUCGUAUCCGGCGGUUAUACAAGCCGGAGACGGGGAUGUCCACGUCACUUAUACGUAUAACAGGACACAGAUUAAGCAUGUAGUGCUCAAGAGUGCGACAGAUAUUGAUUCAAGCUAUACCGGAAACACUGAGAAGAUGGUGGAGGACUCGUGGGUUUGGAAUACAUGAGAUUUCAGCUCGUGAGUUGAUCAUUUGUUGGCAGCCUGUAAACAUGUAAUUAAAGUUUAGAGAUCUAGAGUUUAGCAAUUCAGGCGUCAGGUCUCUCUUCCCCAACGGCGAUGGAAUAAAAAAAAUGUUACUAGGAUCGUCCAUAUACUUCCUCGACUCUUCCCAUCAACUAGUUGCAUGUGUGAUAAUUUUCCAAAUUGACAAGAGAUCAUCUUUUUUU
Molecule: messenger RNA, 1347 nt
Organism: Brassica oleracea var. oleracea
Lineage: Eukaryota; Viridiplantae; Streptophyta; Magnoliopsida; Brassicales; Brassicaceae
Exons: 11
Coding region: 99-1127 (342 amino acids)
Source: RefSeq, a predicted model, not a curated record